Molecule: messenger RNA, 2156 nt
Organism: Helianthus annuus (common sunflower)
Lineage: Eukaryota; Viridiplantae; Streptophyta; Magnoliopsida; Asterales; Asteraceae
Product: UDP-glucuronate:xylan alpha-glucuronosyltransferase 1
Exons: 4
Coding region: 171-2054 (627 amino acids)
Biological process (GO): xylan biosynthetic process
Molecular function (GO): glycosyltransferase activity
Source: RefSeq, a predicted model, not a curated record
UAUCCAUCACCACCAACACCACCACCACCCUUGACACAUAUACCGUAUAUGCCAUAUUUGUACGUUGGCUUGUCCCUCUCCAUCUCUCAUUCAAAACAUAUACAUAAUAUUCCCUCAUUCACUUCUUCCAUCAAUUACAAUUAGAUCUUCUCCCAAAAUCUCCUAGGAGCAUGGAGACCAGACAGCCAUAUUCCAACGACGAAAUAUGCAAAAGAAGGAUUCAAAGAAGCAAACUGGAGGCGGACGGGAAGCCAAUUCCGGUCACCAUACAUGACAAAACCGGCAACUGCAAACCAAAACCGUAUAAAUCGAUGCUACUAGUCGCAGUGGUCACGACUCUCAUCAUCAUCACUUACUCUAUUUCGGGCCAUCGCCGCCAUGACAACUACAUCCCGCAUGCUAUUUCAAUGUGGAAAUGGGGUGGUAGGAUAGAUCAAAGAUACAUAUCACAGUUAAAGAUCAACUGGGAUGAUGUAUCAGGUGUUAUACACACAUUAUCCAGCAAAAAACAGAUUCAUGGGAUCGGAUUCUUGAAUUUUCACGAAAGUGAAAUUAUUGACUGGAAGACAAGAAUUGCAGUGGUCAACGAGGAUCAAAUUGUCCACCUUAAACUUGAUCCUGUUGAUCAAAAUGUGACAUGGGAUGUGUUGUACCCUGAAUGGAUCGAUGAAGAACAAGAAGAAGAAGUUCCCACAUGCCCGAACCUUCCAAAACUCGACGUGCCAAGGAAAGUUCUUGAUCUUAUUGUGGUUAAGCUUCCAUGUAGAAAUGAGGGGAAUUGGUCGCGAGAUGUUGCCAGGCUUCAUUUGCAGCUUGCAGCUGCUGGGCUGGCCGGUUCAUCUAGAUCGAACCGGCCAGUGCACUUUCUUUUCGUUACAAAUUGUUUCCCCAUCCCAAACCUGUUUCCUUGCAAGGAACUCGUGGUUCGUAGGGGAGAGGUUUGGUUAUAUGAACCGGAUUUGAAGGUUUUGCGUGAAAAGGUUCAGCUACCGGUUGGAUCUUGUGAACUUGCAUUGCCUUUCAAACCUCGAGAUGGAGAUUAUGUUGGGAACGUUCGACGGGAAGCCUAUGUGACGAUCCUACACUCCGCUCAUGUAUAUGUUUGUGGGGCGAUUGCGGCAGCACAAAGCAUUAGGAUGUCGGGUUCUAACCGAGAUCUUGUGAUCCUUGUCGACGAGACAAUCACGGAUUACCAUCGAAGUGGACUUGAGUUGGCAGGAUGGAAGAUUCGCGUAAUUAAACGGAUAAGAAACCCGAAAGCCGAAAAAAACGCAUACAACGAAUGGAACUAUAGCAAGUUCCGUUUAUGGCAGUUGACUGAUUAUGAUAAAAUCAUAUUUAUAGAUGCCGAUUUGCUCAUUCUUCGAAACAUAGAUUUCCUAUUCGGGAUGCCUGAGAUCUCGGCCACAGGUAACAAUGGGACGCUGUUUAACUCGGGUGUGAUGGUUAUCGAGCCAUCUAAUUGUACGUUUAAUCUUCUAAUGAGCCAUAUAAACGAGAUCGUAUCGUAUAAUGGAGGCGAUCAAGGGUACUUAAACGAGAUUUUCACUUGGUGGCAUCGAAUCCCGAAGAGUAUAAACUUUCUAAAAAACUUUUGGAUUGGCGACGACGAAGAAACCAAAGAGAAGAAAACUAGGCUUUUCGGGGCUGACCCUCCGGAGCUUUAUGUACUUCAUUACCUUGGAUUGAAACCUUGGUUGUGUUUUCGUGAUUAUGAUUGCAAUUGGAACUCGGAUAUAUUCCAGGAGUUCGCGAGCGAUGUUGCUCACGAACGGUGGUGGAAAGUGCAUGAUGCAAUGCCCACUCAGUUGCACCAGUUUUGUCUGUUGGAAUCAAGGCAAAAAACGCAACUUGAGUGGGAUAGGAGGGAGGCCAAGAAGGCGGAAUUUGAAGAUGGGCAUUGGAAGAUUAAAAUUCGGGACCCGAGGCUAAAGAAAUGUAUCGACAACUUAUGCUCGUGGAAAUCCAUGUUGAAACAUUGGGGCGAGUCGAAUUGGACUGAUGAUCAGAGUUUUCCCACACCACCUGCGAUUGCUAAGCUCAACAUCAAUUGAUUGAUUGAUUAGUACAUGUAAGCUCAUGAAUUAAGUUGAUUAAUUUUUUUUGUAUCUAGUGUUUUGAUUUUGUAAUAAUGGAAUUUUGAUGUUUAAUGGUGA